UCACGGGGAGGCGGGAUUUCCGGUCCCUGCAGCGCCUUCCCAGGACCGUCGGGGAGAGCCGGCCGCCUCUUAGGCGGACAGAAAUGGACUCGGAAACCCAGGAAGAAAUUCCUGUGCAUGAGGAAUUCAUUUCAUGUGGUGGAGGCGAGACCCAGGUUCUAAAAUGUGGACCCUGGACAGACUUUAAUGAUCUAAGUGUCGACAGGCCUAAGCUGCUUAUUUUCAUUAUUCCCGGUAACCCAGGUCUUUCUUCCUUUUAUGUGCCAUUUGCAAAGGAUUUGUACUGUUUGACAAACAAACGCUUUCCAGUUUGGAUUAUUAGUCAUGCUGGACAUGUCUUGCCCCCCAAAGACAAGAAGAUUGUGACAACAUCAGAGGGUCCAAAUGCUCAAGAAAUUAAGGACAUCUAUGGACUCAGUGGUCAAAUAGAACACAAACUAGCCUUCCUGAGAACUCAUGUGCCAAAGGAAAUGAAGCUUGUGCUCAUUGGCCAUUCCAUAGGCUGCUAUAUUUCUCUUCAGAUCUUGAAGCGUGCUCCAGAGCUCCCAGUAAUCCGUGCCUUUCUGCUUUUUCCAACAAUUGAGCGCAUGUCUGAGUCUCCCAACGGCAGGAUUGCCACUCCACUUUUGUGCUGGUUUCGAUAUGCUCUCUAUGUUAUUAGCUAUUUAUUAUUUAAACCAUGUCCUGAGAAAAUCAAGUCCUUGAUAUGCAAAAUGAGCCUUCAAGCAAUGAACGUGAAAAAUGAAUUUUUACAGAUGAAUAUGUUAGAACCAUUCUGCAUUGCUAAUGCUGUCUACCUUGGGGGCCAAGAAAUGAUGGAGGUUGUGAAGAGAGAUGACGAAACCAUAAAGGAAAAUUUACCUAAGCUUACAUUUUACUAUGGUACUACAGAUCGAUGGUGUCCAAAAGAGUACUAUGAAGACAUCAAGAAAGAUUUUCCAGAAGGAGAUAUUCAGCUGUGUGAGAAGAACAUACCUCAUGCUUUCAUCAUGAACUUUAGCAAGGAAAUGGCCACCACGGUUGGUGGCUGGCUCAGGGAGGAGCUCUCCAAAUUCUAAUACAGUGACACAGAAGAUAAGCACCCACAGCCGGUACACAGAGGCUGGAGGUGUCCUAUACUUAGUAGGCAAAUGGCUAGUUUUGAUGUUUGAUAUUAGAAAAGAACUACAUGAGAACCUCUUGGCUUAAAAACUACUGGCUCCCAGCUUUCCACACUCCAGGCUAAAGUAAGCACAUCUGAUCAUUCCAUAGGGUUAACACAGUUUCCAAGACUCAAGGAACAUGGCGAUCUAUAAACAUGGUCUCAUGUUUGCACAAGAUGCCCAGUGGCACCCUGUGGUAUAUUUUAGUAGGCAGAACCUUUGCAGGCCAAAGAAAAAAAUCUAGAUUUAGUUUAUUUUGGGUUACAUUUUAGAAUAGGCUCUUCUGGAGGAAA
This is a messenger RNA of Lepus europaeus (European hare), 1435 nucleotides long. RefSeq names its product lipid droplet associated hydrolase (gene LDAH). The transcript has 7 exons. The record is from RefSeq and is a predicted model, not a curated record. Gene Ontology annotation, biological process: lipid storage. Gene Ontology annotation, cellular component: lipid droplet. The coding region runs from base 84 to 1058 and encodes 324 amino acids. Gene Ontology annotation, molecular function: lipase activity. NCBI's taxonomy places the organism in Eukaryota, Metazoa, Chordata, Mammalia, Lagomorpha, Leporidae.